GUUCAAACCCCUUCUGGUGUGGCCCGUACACACCGAUUUGCAACUGAAACAGUUGAUCUCCCAGCACAAGAAGGAGAAAGAGUGACCGUUGCUGCAGCAGCUCCAUCAAAUGUUUAUAGAGAAAUAGGUCCUUUCAAAUUUAGUCGCAAGGCCCCAAAUUUCUAUCCCGGAGAGCCUAUCUGCUUGACAAACCAUAAAGAUGACAGGGAAUCGAAAUUAUUAAGAGCCCCAGCAAAAGAUGGAGGCUCAUUUUUAACUAACCCCUCCACUCUCCUUCCACUUGUUGCUGUGCUAGCCACUGGAGAUGCUGCCUCUGGAGUUAUAGAUCCCAGCCUUCCUCAACUCAUAACAGUUGCUGCAGUAGCGUCUCUUACUCUUGGAGCUACUCUGAACACAUUGGUUUUUCCCCAGUUGAGUAUGCUUCCUCAAAGGUCAGUAGAAACAAUAGCUAUCAAGCAGCAGCUUUUAUCUCAAUAUGACGUUCUCCAGACUCGUAUCAAAGGCCUAAAAGAUGCUGCUGAAAAGGAGGUAAGUUGUGACUGUGGUAUGAUCAAGGCAGUAAGGCAUUUACUUGCAAAAUCAUGA
Messenger RNA from Morus notabilis, 585 nucleotides. RefSeq lists its product as uncharacterized. The transcript is spliced from 2 exons. Lineage: Eukaryota; Viridiplantae; Streptophyta; Magnoliopsida; Rosales; Moraceae. The record is from RefSeq and is a predicted model, not a curated record. The annotation marks the transcript as partial.